GCAGCGCUGUGGUUCUCGAGCAGCGCUCGUACGCUUCCCUCAUACGCACUUUAAACAGGAUGUAGCGACUGAGACAGGCUACGGGGAGAGAAAAAGAGCGGGUUGAACGCGGCGACGUGACGACGAACACCGGUGAGCCAGAAAUGACCGCCACAACGGAGGCGAAGAAGAAGAAGAAGAAGACAGGAGGAGUCCCGAGGAGGCAGCUCACCGCUGGCAGGUCUUCGCGGCUGCUCCGCUGACCUGAGACCCCCAGCACCGCACGGCGUACACACACACACACACACACACACUGAUAACCCAGCAUAGCCGAAAUACUCCACAUCCCGCCGGCGAACCUUGAAAGCGACAAUGGCGAGCCAGGGCGACUGCUGUGUGAAGGUUGCGUUGAGGAUUCGUCCUCAGAUGGCCAAGGAGAAGAUAGAGGGCUGCCAUGUGUGCACGAUGGUCACACCUGGAGAACCACAAGUCCUGCUGGGAAAGGACAAGGCCUUCACCUAUGACUUUGUGUUUGACAUCGACUCAGAGCAGCACUGCAUCUACCAGGCCUGUGUGCACAAGCUCAUUGAGGGCUGCUUGGAGGGCUACAACGCCACCGUGUUCGCCUAUGGUCAGACGGGUUCGGGGAAAACUUACACCAUGGGGACGGGCUUUGAUGUGAGCCUGAGUCAGCAGGAGCAGGGUAUCAUCCCACGGGCUGUUCACCAGCUGUUUGAGGGAAUCCAGAGCAAGAGGUUACGCGCCCAGGAGGCCGGCACCCAGCCGCCUGAGUUUAAAGUCAGCGCCCAGUUCCUAGAGUUGUACAAUGAAGAGAUUCUGGACUUAUUUGACGGAGCUAGAGAUCCAGAAAGUCGGAGCAGGAAGUCCAACAUUAAGAUCCACGAAGACGCCAGUGGCAGCAUCUACACCACAGGAGUCACAUCCAGACUGGUACACUCAGAGGAAGAGCUGUUGCAGUGCCUGAAGCUCGGCGCUCUGUCCCGCACCACAGCCAGCACCCAGAUGAAUGCCCAAAGCUCCCGCUCGCACGCCAUCUUCACCAUCCACCUCUGUCAGAUGAGAGUCUGCCAGCAGCCGCAAAUGCAGAAUGGAGAAGGGGAGAAUGGGGAGGUUAACGGUGUGGACUCCAGCCCCAUCGCCCAGCCGGAGUACGAGACGCUGAUGGCCAAGUUUCACUUUGUGGACCUGGCCGGCUCUGAGAGGCUCAAACGCACAGGAGCCACAGGAGAGAGAGCCCGCGAGGGAAUCUCUAUUAACUGUGGACUGCUGGCCCUGGGAAAUGUGAUAAGUGCUUUAGGAGAUCAGACCAGGAAGGGAGGUCACGUCCCCUACAGAGACUCCAAACUCACUCGUUUGCUGCAGGAUUCACUGGGAGGCAACAGUCGCACAGUGAUGAUAGCCUGUGUCAGUCCGUCAGACCGGGACUUCAUGGAGACGCUGAACACACUGAAGUACGCAAACCGUGCCCGAAACAUCAAGAACAAGGUUGUGGUGAACCAAGACAAGACCAGCCAGCAGAUUAGCGCCCUGCGUGCUGAGAUAGCCCGACUUCAGAUGGAGCUGAUGGAGUACAAGGCGGGGAAGCGGGUAGCAUGUGAGGAUGGUUCAGAGGGGUUCAGUGACCUGUAUCAGGAGAACGCCAUGCUGCAGAGAGAAAAUGACACACUGCGCCUCCGAGUAAAAGCCAUGCAGGAGACCAUUGACCACCUCAACUCCCGUGUGACACAUCUGCUGGCCAAUGAGGUCAGCACUCUGCUGACUAAGUCAAGUGAGGGUAAUGAGGAGAUUGGGGCUUUAAUCCACAACUACAUCCGAGAGGUUGAAGAACUUAGAACCAAGCUUCUUGAGAGCGAGGCCAUGAACGAGUCGCUGCGACGGCAGGCAGCGCGGCUUUCCUCCCGUUCCCUGUUCCCUUCCUCCACUCUCAGCCCUGCUCCGGGCCACCCCCCUGGCUCCUCCCCUGCCCCCAUGUCCAUGGAGGCCGAAAUGACGGACGUAUUGCGCCGAGCCAAGCUGGACAUCGAGAGGCUGAAGAAGAAAGAGAGGAGGCAGAGGAGGAUGAGUCCAGAGCUGGAGAAAGGUCUGAAGAAACGAGUGAAACUGCACACUCAAGAGAACGGGGAGAAUGGGCAGAACGGGGAAAAUGGACAAAACGGACAGAAUGGAGAGAUCGAUUCGGACGACAAUUACACUGAGGACAUCAUGUCCCCCCUGCAGGAGGAGAGUGGUUGUGAUGAAGAUGAGGGGGAGGACGAGGAGGGCAGGGAGGAGGAGGAUGAGUUUGACAGCGACGAGAGCCUGGUUGAUUCAGACUCAGACUUGGAUGAGAAAGCUAACUUCCAGGCGGACCUGGCUGACCUCACCUGCGAGAUCGAGAUCAAACAGAAGCUGAUAGAUGAGCUGGAGAACAGCCAGCGGAGGCUGCUGAUGCUGAAGCUGCAGUACGAGGAGAAGCUCAUCCUGCUGCAGAACAAGAUCAGAGACACUCAGCUGGAGAGAGACCGCGUGCUGCAGAACCUCAUGUCCAUGGAGAACUACACAGAGGAGAAGGCAAACCGGAUCAAGCAGGAGUAUGAGAAACGUCUUAAGGAGAUGAACCGCGACCUGCUGAAGCUACAAGCAGCACAGAAGGAGCAUGCGCGUCUACUCAAAAACCAGGGGAGGUAUGAACGGGAGCUGAAGAAACUCCAAGCUGAGGUCAACGAGAUGAAGAAAGCCAAGGUGGCACUGAUGAAGCAGAUGAAGGAGGAGCAGCAGAGGCGGAGGAUGGUGGAGGUGAAGAGGAACCGGGAGAUCGCCCAGCUCAAGAAGGAGCAGCGACGACAGGAGUACCAGAUUCGAGCACUGGAGUCUCAGAAGCGGCAGCAGGAGCUGGUGCUGCGCAGGAAGACGCAGGAGGUGACGGCCUUGCGGCGCAUGGCCAAACCCAUGUCGGACCGCGUGGCUGGACGUGUGGCUCGCUGGAACCAGACUCCUCUGGCUACAGACUCUGGAGCAGAGUUAUCAGCUAGCACCACAGCGAGCAGCUCUGAACCCGAGACCGGGAGGACUGUGAGCGGGCUGGUGAGACAGUGGAACAACAAGAACAGUGUGUUCGGAUACCAGGGAGAGAGUGAGGGGAGCAUGGAUGGAGCCAGGGUCAUUGGAAGCAGAAAGAAGUUGCAACGUAAGCCAGCAGGCCUGGGCAGCAUUGGGGCAGCGGGCAGAGCCAGCAGCUUCUCCAAGUCAGCCCGUCAGAAGUGGCAAGCCCUCGAGCAUCGCAUUAUGGACAUUGUCAUGCAGAGGAUGACCAUCGCCAACGUGGAAUCUGAUAUGAAUCGCCUUAUCAAGAAACGAGAGGAACUAACAGUCCAGCAGGAGGCCCUCUCGCAUAAAAGGGAGGUACUAAUGGCAGAGGGAGAGGGGCCAGAAGCAGAGGACCGCCUCCUUCAGGAAAUUAAUGAGGAGAUUGAGGUGCUGAACGCCAACAUAGACUACAUCAAUGACAGCCUAUCUGACUGCCAGGCAACCAUUGUACAGAUAGAGGAGACCAAGGAUGAGCUGGACUCAGUAGACACCUCGGUGGUGAUCAGCUCCUGCUCCCUGGCUGAAGCACGCCACCUGCUGGACCACUUCCUGAAGGCCUCCAUAGACAAGAGCUUACAGGUGGCUCAGAAGGAGGCUCAGAUCAGACUGCUGGAGGGCCAGCUGAGACAGACAGAUGUGAUUGGCUCGUCCCACAAUCACAUGAUCCUUGAUGCCCUGCGCGAAAAGGCCGAAUACAUCCCUGAACUCCAGGCUCUCAUUCACAAUGUACAGCAGGAAAAUGGUUACGCCAGCACAGAUGAGGAGCCCUCUGAGGUCAGCCAAGCCUCUGACAGCAGUGUAUGUCAAAUGAAAGAAUCCAACAGCCAAGAUGAUUUCAAGAUAAAGAUGGAGCCUCGUCUGUCGGCUCAGAUGAAGGCGGUGUCAGCAGAGUAUUUGGGUCCCAUCCUGGAUCCCUCAUCAGGCAGCAAGCAGAAACACAUCACCAAAUCCCUGGCCUCGCUGACCGACAUCCAGGAGGAUGGCCUGAGUCUGCUGACAGGGAGUCUGGGGCUCAGCCUGGCCCUAAGAGACCCUUACCACAGGGACCGGGCAUCCCGCACCAUCAGCCUGCCUGUCAGGGGACACACCUUUCCCAGGCAGUCUCGGGGUUAUGACACUUCCCCUAUAACAAGAAGGAAAUCUUACGACCGUGCGUACAGGCCCACUGACGGCUAUACUCCCCCCUCCUCUCCUCCUCUGAGGACUAGGAACGACCGUAAUGUCUUCUCAAGGCUUACCAGCAACCAAACCCAAGGUUCUGCUCUGGACAAGUCGGAUGACAGCGACUCCUCGCUCUCCGAGGUGCUCAGGGGUGUGAUCAAUCCCAUCGGGGGUGUGAAGGGGGGCCGGACGGCGCCCCUGCAGUGUGUUUCUGUUGCUGAGGGCCAUUCGAAGCCAGUCCUGUGUGUGGAUGCUACAGAUGAGCUGCUAUUCACUGGAUCUAAAGAUCGCACCUGUAAGAUGUGGAACCUGGUAACAGGUCAGGAGAUCGCCACCCUCAAAGGCCAUCCCAACAACGUGGUGUCAGUCAAAUACUGCCCUUCCUCCUGUCUGGUCUUCUCUGUCUCCACCUCCUACAUCAAGGUGUGGGACAUUCGUGACUCUGCCAAGUGUAUCCGCACGUUCACCUCAUCGGGGCAGGUGGUUUCAGGUGAUGCGUGUGCUGGCACCACCACCCGCACAAUAACUUUUGCACAGGGUGAGUGCCAGAUCAACCAGAUAGCCCUCAACCCGUCAGGAUCUGUUCUGUACGCUGCUGCUGGAAACAUCGUUCGCAUGUGGGACCUCAACAGGAUGCAAGCGAUGGGAAAGCUGACAGGCCACAUUGGCUCCGUCAUGUGUCUGACAGUGGGACAGCCUCUGCUGGGUAAAGACCAAGUAAUCACUGGCUCCAAAGACCAUUACGUCAAGGUGUUUGAUGUGGCAGAGGGAAUACUGGGUAAUGUAGGCCCAGCUCAUAACUUUGAGCCUCCGCAUUAUGAUGGAAUCGAGUGUUUGGCUGUACAGGGAGAUGUGCUCUUCAGCGGGUCGAGGGAUAACGGCAUCAAGAAAUGGGAUCUUGAGCAGCAGGAGCUCACUCAGCAAAUCCCUAACGCCCACAAGGACUGGGUGUGCGCUCUGGCAUACGUCCCGGGCCGGCCCAUGCUGCUGAGCGGCUGUCGGGGUGGCGUGCUGAAGGUGUGGAACGUAGACAACUUCACCCCAAUAGGAGAAGUCAGGGGUCAUGACAGCCCCAUUAACGCCAUAUGUACCAACUCAAGACAGAUCUUCACUGCAUCAAGCGACAAGACAGUGAAGAUCUGGCUGUCAAAGGUGUGGAGAAAGAGGUGACAACUGAAAUGACGGCGUUUCUUUUGUCAGCCAUCUUGCUGCAACUUCAGUCACUGAUGUGUGACCUGCUCACUCCUCGUAAUGAGAUUUCCAAGGCAAUCAAGGUGUUUUAUUUUUCCCUUGUCUAAGUGCAAAUUGAUAAAGCAGUGGAAAGUGGAAUAUAUUUUCAAAGGCAAAAAGAAUAUUUGCCUCUCAGAUUUUUCUACUGCCAACUUGAAAGUGCCAUUUAGGUGUGAUGCUACUUGGACAAGUUAAACCACAUCUUCCCGGCCAUGGAUAAUAUUUCUCCUGACAUGAAAACGACCACGGGUUGGUAGGAAAAUUAAAAGAAAAAGUGUCCUUCUGUUCUUUCAUCAAGGUUUCAGGAACCUCGUAGAACAGUGAGAGAUGAAUUUGCUCAGAGACACGUGUAUUCGUGUAUCUAUUGUCUGGGAGUCGAGACACGGUCCGAAUUUAAAACCCAGAGCGACGCUUCCUAACAAAUGGAACUUCAUUCAAGACUGUUUGUGUGCUCAUUAGUGUUGUGGUUGUUCUGAUACUGAACACACUGGACGGUCAUACUAUGUGUUCAUCGCAGUUGAUUAUCAGUAGACUAUUACUGAUCUUUGUUAGACAUCACUGGAAAAUUACACAAAACACCCAUCACUUUAUACAGUAUAUCACUGAAACUUAACUGCAUUCAACAAGUCGUGUUUAAUUUUUUUUUUUUUUUAAUGAUUUCUAUUAACUUAUUAUUUUCCCUACCUCGUAAGUUGUUUUGGACUUUGGCAUGAGGUGGGAGGAACAUUUUUACGGGUCUCCACGCACAAAAAAUUUGGUGCUUGAAAUUUUGAAGUCUUUAUUUAAUGUCUGGUUCUUCAUCCCUGUGUGGAUGUGUCCUCUGUGGCCCUCUGGCUAUCAGAGCUGUCUAGCUGCUGACCUUGCAAACAACAAAGCACAUGUCCAGUAGCACAACUAAAGGUAGCACUGGCCUCCGGAGGAUCUCAGCGGAUUGUGUUCUCUGCUCUGUAAGUGCUAACUCUGGCAAAAAUAAGAAGCACUGCUGCAGAUGCACAUGACACAAACAGUACAUGCCUACAGUACUCACGAUCAAAGAAAUAGGAGUUAGGUACUCCAUUGAGGCCAGAGUGUCAGAUCAUUAUCUCAACCAACCUACAGUACGUGGCCCAUACCUGCCAAAUAUCCUCCAUGCAAAUGUUAAUAGGAGCCUGACCACUUUCUCCCUGACUGGUUUCUGCUCCACUCCGAUCUUUAAGGUUAGCGACAGUGUCAGACUGACCAGUCCUACUGAAGAGUCUACUUCAUUCCCAGCUACUGAACUUCUCUGGGAAGCCAAUUUAAUUAGAGGUCUCGCAGCUCUACCAGCUGCUUUUCAGGCAGGAUUACUUGGGUGAAAGUAGGUCAUAACUGAGAGGGAUUUCUUAUUAAAAUCCCAAUUUUCUUCCACCCACUAUUUGCUGCUACAUUUAAAGGACAGGAAGAAACUUCCUGUGCCCGUGCACUGAUGUACAAAUCUUAUUAUGUGGCAGAUUAUGUAUGUGGGCAACACGUACAUAUGCACAAACUGUGGACACACACAAACACAAGAUUUCAGUGGAUGUUUCGGUUAUCCAUCUUGCCUGAUAGGUCUUGGCAUCCCUCGCUGUGUUGAUUUAGUGUCAUUUAAUGAAAUAAAUUCAGCAUUGCAGCACUCCACUGACACACACGUACAUACAUACUCUCACCUGCAGGCAACAGUAAUAACCAAGCUCUCAAAAGUCAGUUCAAUUAUCUUUUUAUUGUCUGAUGCUUCUGAAUACAGCUAACAAACAUUCACGUCACUUUUAGUUCAGGAAUUUGGGCUGUUUCUGUAUGACUCCAAAAUGACAAACAGCAUUUAAAAGGUUUUGGUCAUACAGAUGUCUUGCCACUGUAUAAAAUCCCACCCCAUGUCUGUAAGUAUCACUAUAUCACAGUUAAUUUUUAUUCAGCUCUGAAAUCUCACUCCCUCUGUAGAAAAAAAAGAAUACUUUGGUGAUUUAGUGCUCUUACUUAUAAAAGAACAACAAACACAUAUGUAGUUAAAUUAAAGCUUGGAUCACAAAACAGCAGUCAUACUGUAGGUGCUGAGGUUAGUUAAUACUUUCAGUAUAUUUUCUGUAAAUUCUCCUCCAAUAAGUGAGUAUGCACUGCUGGUAUGUGAUGAAUCCAACAUGAGUUUGAAGCUGCUUACACUCUCCAAAAGCAAUGAUGUGGGUUUUGAUUUUUUAUAUGGGGGGCGGUUUAUGAAUGCACACGUGGAUGGGGGGAUUUGUUGAGGCGUUCUUGGUUGAAAUACUUUGCUACUCGUAGAAACUCAGGUAAAGGUUGAAGGAUAAUUUUAGUCAUACUUUAGUCAUUAAUUGUCCCUGUGAAGUUAGGUAGCUCGUUGAAUUGACCAAAUGCCUUGUUUGAGACAUUUUUUUACUUUAAGAAAAAAGGUACUAUCAGUUUAUCACCCUUUUUUGUAAAAUACUCAUUUCCAUGUUUUGCUUUUGCAUAUGACUCCCUUUACUUAUUUUAUAUAUAUGCUUUUCUGUACAAAAUGUACGCAUCUUAAAUUACUAUCUUCCCAAUCUGGCCAAGGUUGACUGUCUUGAGACUCUGUGAAGAUGUGCACUGAUUUUUGACCAUAAUUAAUGGUUUAGAAAUAUGUAUAAAAUAUGUGAUUUGUAUAGUAGUUUGCCUGGAGUGACUGGUACAAAAUGUGGUCUGUAGGGAAAUUAACCUGCAUAACACAAUGGGCUGUAUACUAUGUUGUAAAGCCAGACUCCCCUUUACUGUACACUAUGUCUUUAUCUGUGCCAAUUAACAAGACUGACCCUGCUCACCAGCUUGGUGGUGUGUUUCAAGUGGUAAUAAUGCUAUGACAGCCUUUAUCUCUCUCUCUUUUUUUUUUUUCCACUCGUCCAGCCUCCUACUUAUUGCUAGAGAAGAUCUUGUUGUACUGUAGCUUUAGGCGCUCGCUUAUAUGCCCUGUGCUUGUACAUUUGCUGAAGGAUGCAUGAUGUUAGUGGUGCUCAUCGGUUGAUUGGACAUCUCAAAACGUAGCGAUUGAGUGGGCUAUACAUUCCUCCUGUAUUGUCAGUCUGAAAGUUUAAAUCCUGAGUGGAUUUACUAUCAAAAUCUCAGAAGAAUCUGGAAGUUUGUCGGCAUUUGAGGUGUUGACAGUCAAUGUAUUUUGCAUAAAAUGUGUUACAAAAAUGUAGAGUGUUUCACAGAAGAUGCUAUGCUGGAAGAUUUCUUAAAGCCAAACAGAAGCCCCAUUAUUAUCUGGCCUCGGAUCAACCCUACGCAAAGUUGCCCCAAGCUCUGAGUGUUGGACUUCAGCCGAUGUCAGCGAGACUUUACGACUUGAUUAAGUGUAAAUACUUGUACCGUUUUAAAUAUUACUGGCUGCAGUCCAGGUUAACUGACUUCUUUCUCACCAGUAACACAGUGUAAUCUCUGCAAGUUAGGAUUUACAUGCACUUUGGAUAAUGAACAUUACUGUGAAUACUCUACAAGCUGUUGUCCAGAUAUGCAUUGAGCCUAGUUUUAGACUUAGUUUACAAAGACUACAUUUAUGAGUCCCAAACAAGGCUUAAACCACUGAAAGUGUAUUGAAAAGAACACAUCUGUUUAGCUCUACAGUAGGUUUAGAAAUCAGUGAUAUUACUGUUUGCGCUGAUACAAUAUGUAAAAUAACAGUCAAGACGUAGACAGUCCCCAGUAUGUCCCUGCCUUUAAAGUCCCCUUUUCAUAGUAAAUGUUACAUGACAAUGAGAAUUUUCACUUUGACCAAGCUGCAUGUAAGCCUUUGAGGAUCCUCAGGAGAGUCCAACUCCUUCCUUAUUCUCCUGGCUGUGUGCUGGCAUUCAGGCAUUUUUCUUGAUAUUUCUGACAACAAACAGGCCAUAUUACUCAUCAUCAGCAUCAAUUAAUUUGGGGAAAUCAUACAUUAUUAUAUUUCCUUUCAGAAAGGGAUUGAGAAUGUGGUGAGUAUUGUUUGAUCAAUAUCCCUCACCAAUCCCAAAUGGGUACACCAGGUGGUGGCAGUUUUCUGCAGCAAAGUGUGGGGAAAUCUGUUUUAGGUUCCUGUAGCUCCUGUUUGUUUGACCAAAGCCAGAAAUCACUUAAACAGCUCGCACACGCUUAAAAGCCCAUAUGAUUGUAACUGAAAAUGUCCAACUUUGGUGCCCCUCAGUGGUAGUGUAAAAAAAGACCCUGUGGGGAAAAAAUGCAUGAAGCCUUCCCCAUUGAUCUCACCUGGGGACACAAAAUGAACCGACCAUUCGCGAAACCCUGCCACCCUUAGUUUCUGUUGCUAUGCCUGUCAUUUUUUCUGUUAUCGCUCCAUACAUUCAGUUUACAGUGAUAGCGGGGGGAGAUUUACCUUAAAAUUCAAAGUAAUCUUUUCAUUCCUCACACAGAAGCAAAUAAAAACAGGCUUCUACAUACAGAAAAGCAGUUGGACAAGCAACACAGUUGUUCAGUGAACAGAGCCGCCAUCUUUACUCUAAACUGUGAUAUAGUGGCACCGUAACUCCAACACAAUUGAUGUUCAGGUGCAGGUAUUUUUCUAACGUAACCUAUAAUGCCAAAUAAUAAUGUAGUUACUUAAUGAUACGCCCCUUGCCUUUGCAAAUAGCAGUAGUUUACUGCUUUCAAUAGUAUGCUAGUUUGCCAGACAUGCAAACAUUUGCAGCUUAUGUUGGAGCAGAUAAACAGUGUUUUACCUAUUCCUUACACUCUUUCUCAAGUGUCUUUACUUUUGUAAAGGAUUAAAAAAUAUUUAUAUAUAGGUAUUAUUGCUUGCAUUACAGCCCCAUGCACAUCGUUUGAGCAUGUGGGGAAACCCGAAGCUUCACAGGCCUGCCAUGACUAAUUGCAUUUGCUAAGCUAUGAAUGGACAAUGGCUAUUCAGGGGUGGGGUUUAAUGAAUGGUCAGUUGGCCGAAAGCAAAACGUAGACUGCACCAAUUUUCACAGGUAAACAAAAGAGGCAAAAAACUUCAAGUUUUGUGAACAGCGGCUUUAGUCAGUCCUUCUACGUGUCAAUAUCGAACCACAGAACAGAUUGGAGAGUCAAGCUGCCAGUCAAACUGAUUGAGUGAUUACCACCUUUACCACUUCCCACCCAGCCCAGCCCGACCAUCUUUUGACUACUAGGAAAUGAAACCUUAGUAGCUAGUGUCUCAGCUUCAGCCUUGUGCCUCAGCCAACAGGCCUUAAAGAAACAGAAUGUGUAUGUAGGACACUGAUAAUCAUUCACUUAACAUCCUGAAUCUGUAACAGAAUUAUUCACAGGAUUGUAGAUUGUUCUACAGAUUGUGGAAUUCUGUUCUAAAUCAGUGGCCGGCUCUUCUCACUUUAUGAUUAUGGCUGAAAAGACUUUCAACGUUGCCUCUGGCUGCUGAGCGGAUGGGAUUGGAUUCAGACACAAUCAAGAGGGCUGCUGAUCAAGAGGACACUUAACUGCUCUGCUGCUUGGUAGUUAAUCACUAUCGCACACCAUCACACGUCUUCUCUGCAGCUGCAGCUAGUUUUUCCUCCAGGUGUAUGUGUUGUCAUAUUGAGCUCACAUGUGUCAAUACAAUAUGCGACACUGUCUGUGAAAUACGUACUUGUGGGACAUAAAUGCAGGGUCAAAGGUCAUUUGUGCCUUUUAUUGCACAGACUACUCCCUCUCAAGAGUGUAAAUGUUUGUACAGUUUUUUUUUUAAUAUACAUAUGACAAUGUGCAUGCGACCAAGCCAUGUAAAAUAUGUUUUAACUGUAAAUAAUGUAAAUACAUAUUUAAUGGAGGAUACAACAUUCCCUCAAGAAAAUAAAUAAGUUGAAAACAA
This is a messenger RNA of Xiphias gladius (swordfish), 11242 nucleotides long. It is a transcript of the gene kif21b, whose product is annotated as kinesin family member 21B. Gene Ontology annotation, biological process: mitotic spindle organization; microtubule-based movement. Lineage: Eukaryota; Metazoa; Chordata; Actinopteri; Istiophoriformes; Xiphiidae. The record is from RefSeq and is a predicted model, not a curated record. The coding region runs from base 352 to 5397 and encodes 1681 amino acids. The transcript is spliced from 34 exons. Gene Ontology annotation, molecular function: ATP binding; microtubule motor activity; microtubule binding.